Molecule: messenger RNA, 1331 nt
Organism: Emericellopsis atlantica
Lineage: Eukaryota; Fungi; Ascomycota; Sordariomycetes; Hypocreales; Bionectriaceae
Exons: 3
Coding region: 10-1164 (384 amino acids)
Source: RefSeq, a predicted model, not a curated record
UGCGAGCAAAUGAUCCUAUGUUCAGCCAACAUUCAUCGCCUGAUUCCAUCACCAGCAGCAAUACCAAGCACCAUGGUGCGGGAAAGGAAACUGAAGAAGGAAACCCAAUUUGGAAGGAUUCCUUUCGAUCUCUACGCCCUGGAGAAAUGGGACUAUGACGCCCCUAUCGAUUCUGAUGGCGACCAAUGGAAGACUUUGGUCAAGUCUUACUUGUCUUUGCCACGAAUCCAACGUCGUCCUUAUCACGAGAAGGCAAACUUGUUCAAGACACAGAAGAAUGAUGGCUCGCAACCAAACCUUGUUCGUGAAAAGAUUAAUCGAGUUCUCCGUCCAUUUCAGACCAACAAUGAAAGGAAUCUGAGUGAGCUUUGCAGCAGUAGCAACCCAGUCUGGGUGCGUCUCUGCUACGACAAAGCCCUCGAGUCCAGGUACAUUGAAAUGGUGCCGAGCUUCGACGCGCAUAUCAAUACGGACAUGAUGCGGAUUCUAGACGAUAAGGAAUUGUACGAUCUAGAUGAUGACCCGGAGAGACUACGAUUGAAACUACUUGAGCGGAUGCCUGGAUAUUGCGAUAAGGACAGAUCGGAUUAUCAAGCGAACCAAGGACGAAGCCAGAGACAGAAUCUUCAAGAUUUGGAGAGCCUGGGCGAUCGCAUGAGCUCUUACUUUUGCUUCGUGGAUAGAGAGGCGAUUGAGCAAGACCUCUACAAGAUUAUGUGGCUGGACAGCUAUGAAAACUGUCUCCUCAUUACAAAGAUCACCCCCGACGAACUUGAGGACAUGACAGUCAUGUUUGGUGAAGGAUUCUCCAUGGAGGAGGCUGUAGAGUCUUACGGCCUCCAUGACUCAGACAAUGAGGGCGGCGAAAGUGCUGCCGACUCGGACAGCGAGGGUGGCGAUGAGGGUAAAGAGGAACAUGAGGGAUCGGGACCCGCGGAGCCGAAGCGAAAGUGCAUGUCCGCCGUCGACGCCGCGGUGGAGGCCAGCCGGAAGCGAGGCAGAAUCAACAAGACAAGUCCAGAAUACAAGGCGGGCUACAAGGCCGGGUGUGACGCCGGGGCUGCGUCCAUGAUAGCGGCAGCCCAAGACAUAGCCUACGAUACGGGCUAUGCCGAUGGCAAGAAUGGGAGGCCCCACAGGAAGUAUGGUCCUAAUUUCAUGUAAUGAGACUCAAGGCUCUGUCAUUCACAAGCUGCUGGCCGAAAAAAUUGCGACUUCCUGAUGUGUUUGGGAUAGGGCAAACCCCGAGUUUCAUAAGGCUCAGGAAAGAUUUGCUGUCAAGAAAUAUAAGAUCAAAGAUAAAAAUACUCAAGACAAUGUAUGACUGUCCA